AGCCGCUCCGCGGCAUAUGGGAUCCUCCCGGACCGGGGCACAAACCCGUGUCCCCUGCAUCGGCAGGCAGACUCUCAACCACUGCGCCACCAGGGAAGCCCUUAGUUGUAGUUUUGAUGUGUUCAUGGGAGGAGUUAUGAAGGUGGAGGAGGAAAAGGCUGGGGUAGGGAAGCUGGACCCCACUAACUACAGGAGGCGAUGUCAGGAUCAGGAAGACUGCCGUUCCAUCCACAUUGGGCUUUCACUCCCCAGUUGCCCUCACAGAAAAAGAGACCAGAAGGGACAACUUUCAGGCCUGCAAAAGGUCCACUGGGGCUUGCGGCCAGACAAGCCGCAGCAGGGGCUGGCCAGUGCCGGCAGCACUGUGGAUCAUGUCAUCAGGACACGGUCUCCAGCUGCUGAGCAGCUCCAGGACAUCCUGGGGGAGGAAGAUGAGGCUCCCAACCCCACCCUCUUCACAGAGAUGGACACUCUGCAGCACGACGGAGACCAGAUGGAGUGGAAGGAGUCGGCCAGGUGGAUAAAGUUUGAAGAAAAGGUCGAGGAAGGAGGCGAGCGCUGGAGCAAGCCCCAUGUGUCCACACUGUCCCUGCACAGCCUCUUUGAGCUCCGGACCUGCCUGCAGACGGGGACGGUGCUGCUGGAUUUGGACAGCGGCUCCUUACCACAGAUCAUAGAUGAUGUCAUUGAAAAGCAAAUCGAGGACGGCCUCCUUCGGCCAGAGCUCCGAGAGAGGGUCAGCUACGUCCUACUGAGGAAACACCGUCACCAAACCAAGAAGCCCAUCCACCGCUCCUUGGUUGACAUUGGAAAGUCAGUCUCCUCCACCACCAAUCGCAGCCCAGGCCGGAGCCCCGCGGCGGGCCCGAGCCUACACCACUCCACCGAGGACCUGAGGAUGCGGCAAAGUGCCAAUUACGGCCGCCUGUGUCACGCCCAGAGCAGGAGCAUGAAUGAUAUUUCUCUCACCCCAAAUACAGACCAGCGGAAAAACAAAUUCAUGAAGAAGAUCCCCAAGGACUCAGAAGCCUCCAAUGUGCUCGUGGGUGAGGUGGACUUCCUGGACCAGCCAUUCAUUGCCUUCGUGCGUCUCAUCCAGUCAGCCAUGCUGGGAGGAGUGACCGAGGUGCCUGUCCCCACCAGAUUUCUGUUCAUACUGCUGGGACCUUCUGGAAGAGCAAAAUCCUAUAAUGAAAUUGGCCGUGCCAUUGCAACCCUCAUGGUAGAUGACCUCUUCAGUGACGUGGCCUACAAGGCCAGGAAUCGGGAGGAUCUGAUCGCGGGGAUUGAUGAGUUUCUAGACGAGGUCAUCGUGCUUCCCCCUGGAGAGUGGGACCCAAAUAUCCGAAUUGAGCCACCCAAGAAGGUGACUUCUGCUGACAAGAGGAAAUCCGUGUUCUCCCUGACUGAGCUAGGUCAGAUGAACGGCUCUGUGACGGGAGGUGGCGGAGGGGCUGGAGGCGGUGGCGCUGCAGGCGGCGGUGGCAGCGGGGAUGAUGGAGAGAUGCCAACUGUGCACGAGAUCGGGGAAGAGCUCAUCUGGACAGGAAGGUUCUUCGGUGGCCUGCGUCUGGAUGUCAAGAGGAAGCUGCCCUGGUUCCCAAGUGACUUCUACGAUGGCUUCCACAUUCAGUCCAUCUCUGCCAUCCUAUUCAUCUACCUCGGCUGCAUUACCAACGCAAUCACCUUUGGUGGGCUUCUGGGGGAUGCCACUGACAAUUAUCAGGGAGUGAUGGAGAGUUUCCUGGGCACUGCCAUGGCUGGCUCCUUGUUCUGCCUCUUCUCGGGACAGCCUCUCAUCAUCCUCAGCAGCACAGGGCCCAUCCUCAUCUUCGAGAAGCUCCUUUUCGACUUCAGCAAAGGCAAUGGCCUGGACUACAUGGAGUUCCGCCUCUGGAUUGGGCUACACUCAGCUGUCCAGUGCCUUAUCCUGGUGGCCACAGAUGCCAGCUUUAUCAUCAAGUAUAUCACCCGCUUCACUGAGGAGGGCUUCUCCACCCUCAUCAGUUUCAUCUUCAUCUAUGAUGCCAUUAAGAAGAUGAUUGGUGCCUUCAAGUACUACCCCAUCAACAUGAACUUUAAGCCUGACUCUAUCACCAUCUACAAAUGCGAGUGCGUCGCCCCCGACACAGCGAAUACAACCGCGUUCAAUGCCUCAGCCACGUCGCCACCAAACACCAACACUUCUCUGUACAACCCCCUUAACCUCACAGCGUUGGACUGGUCCCUGCUGAGCAAAAAGGAGUGUUUGAACUAUGGUGGGCGCCUACUUGGGAAUUCCUGCCAGUUCAUCCCAGACUUGGCACUCAUGUCCUUCAUCCUUUUCUUCGGGACAUACUCCAUGACCCUGACCCUGAAGAAGUUCAAAUUCAGCCGCUAUUUCCCUACCAAGGUUCGGGCCCUAGUAGCUGACUUUUCCAUCAUUUUCUCCAUCCUGCUGUUCUGUGGAAUUGAUGCCUGUUUUGGCCUGGCAACUCCCAAGCUGCUCGUGCCAAGCGUCAUCAAGCCCACGCGGCCUGAUCGAGGCUGGUUCGUGGCCCCCUUUGGGAAGAACCCGUGGUGGGUGUACCUGGUAAGCAUCCUGCCCGCCCUGCUGGUGACCAUCCUGAUCUUCAUGGACCAGCAGAUCACGGCCGUCAUAGUCAACCGGAAGGAGAACAAGCUGAGGAAGGCUGCCGGCUACCAUCUGGACCUGUUCUGGGUGGGCGUCCUCAUGGCUCUCUGCUCCUUCAUGGGGCUCCCCUGGUACGUGGCUGCCACGGUCAUCUCCAUUGCCCACAUCGACAGCCUCAGGAUGGAGACGGAGACCAGCGCCCCUGGGGAGCAGCCGCAGUUCCUGGGGGUCAGGGAACAGAGAGUGACCGGCACCAUUGUCUUCAUCCUGACAGGGAUCUCUGUCUUCCUGGCUCCCAUCCUGCAGUACAUCCCUUUGCCAGUGCUGUAUGGAGUCUUCCUCUACAUGGGUGUGGCCUCCCUGAAUGGCAUCCAGUUCUGGGAUCGCUGCAAACUCUUCCUGAUGCCGGCCAAGCACCAGCCGGACCAUGCCUUCCUGCGGCACGUGCCCCUGCGCCGGAUCCACCUCUUCACCCUGGUGCAGAUACUGUGCUUGGCUGUGCUCUGGAUCCUCAAGUCUACGGUGGCCGCCAUCAUCUUCCCAGUCAUGAUCCUGGGCCUCAUCAUCGUUCGAAGGCUUCUGGACCUCAUCUUCUCCCAGCAUGAUUUGGCCUGGAUUGACAACAUCCUUCCAGAGAAGGAGAAAAAGGAGGCAGAUAAGAAGAAGAGGAAAGGGGCCCGUGAGCACAGUGACGAGGAGCCCCAGUUCCCUCCUCCCUCAGUUAUAAAGAUUCCCAUGGAAAGUGUCCAAUCAGAUCCCCAAAACGGUAUCCACUGCGUUGCCAGACAAAGAUCUUCCAGUUGGAGUUACUCACUCUGAUUCUUCCUUCAGUGAUUCAGAACUCGACCGAAGCAUCACCCUGCACUUCAAAAUCUCCUGUCCAGCUUCACCUGCCUUCAGCUACUCACAGAGCCCAGUCUUCAUGGUGCCACAGGUGA
Molecule: messenger RNA, 3552 nt
Organism: Physeter macrocephalus (sperm whale)
Lineage: Eukaryota; Metazoa; Chordata; Mammalia; Artiodactyla; Physeteridae
Gene: SLC4A5
Product: solute carrier family 4 member 5
Exons: 27
Coding region: 17-3433 (1138 amino acids)
Biological process (GO): transmembrane transport; regulation of intracellular pH; monoatomic anion transport
Cellular component (GO): plasma membrane
Molecular function (GO): solute:inorganic anion antiporter activity; sodium:bicarbonate symporter activity; monoatomic anion transmembrane transporter activity
Source: RefSeq, a predicted model, not a curated record